Molecule: messenger RNA, 1464 nt
Organism: Klebsormidium nitens
Lineage: Eukaryota; Viridiplantae; Streptophyta; Klebsormidiophyceae; Klebsormidiales; Klebsormidiaceae
Source: the annotation of a GenBank genome assembly
GACCCUACCCUUUCCCCGGGCUCUCUCCUUAGUCAACUUUGUUUUGAAUAAGACGGUUUCUGUGGUGCAUGGAACCAUAUUCGCGAGCUCUUGAAGCACCCAAUUUCUACAGACAGUGCGCCAGAUAAAAUAGAGGAAGCAAUGAGCACCCAAGUUCUGGCGUCCGACAUCGAGCUGGAUACUCUCACUCCCUGCACGGAGGUCACUGCCGAGCGACCAAAGUUUGACCUGCAGGAGUGGCGCAAAUAUGCCGCGGAAGGGAAAGCUCCGCCGCGCAAAGAGCGACUACACAAGGCAGUGCGCCGGCCUUGUUGAGCCUCUGAAGAAUUGCUGGAUUUCGCUCCUGCGCCCGAAGCAGGAAGACGUCAUCUUUGACUGCUCGCCAGGGGACGUUCUCAAGAGGCCUGGCUGCAACAAUGGUCUGCUGGCAGCCUUUGAGAAGGCGUACAGUGGACACCUGCACCUGCACCUGAGACCUGAUGACGUGUGGCUGACGAUCUGUCAGGGCGUCAGCAGACAUCUGCAGCACGGAGAGAACGCGGAGAAAUACCGGCGGGUGUUUGUUGAUCAUGACGGGCAGGAGGAAAUUGCGGUCAACGUGAAUGUUUCCUUCCUUCCAGGCGACUCACGUCUGCUGGAUUGGCCCAAGUGCGUCGCCCUUAUCACACAGAAGCUGGACAAGAAGGUCAAGGCCGGGGCGGGUCAGCUGCUGACGAACGACUUCUCCACCACUGACGUCAUCUCCAAGACUGCUUGGCCUCUGUGACCCUGCACGGCACCCAAGAAGACUGGCAGCGCCUCCUGGAGAAGACACGUGGCCUCCGCCAAUUGGAUAUCGGCCUCGACUGGUGGCUGGACCAUUUGGAGACCGUUGUGCAGCAGCUUCUGAGCACGUAUGAGGGCAGACCGGAUAGCGUAUGGUGGAGCCAGGUCCUUACAAGAGAAUCCUACGGGUCGGGGGGGCAGUACUCUUUGAAGGGAUGGGUGCGCUUUUUCUUCCCAUACACUGGCGGUUUGCAAAAGGCAGACUUUGCACGGGGGAGAACCGAUGCGAGCGACAUUCCCGAGGGUUAUGUGAAGUGCCCUUUCAAGCUCGAUAACCAUGGGGCCAUAAGCGACUGUCAGCUUAUCGCCGGAUUACCCGGGGUGAGGGUGACUGAGGACGGGGGAGUCGCGCCCUGCAUGGGGUGGCUCGUCCAGAAAGUGGCCGAGAAGAAAGAGUCCGAUUGAGCACUUUAGCAGGCUUUUUCAGAUUUUGUGGUUGUACUUCACAUAGCAUAACUGAAACGGCAUCUUUCACCUGUGAACGUGGGUCUUGCUAAACCUUCACAUCUGCAGGUGCAAACGUAGAAAUGCCCAUUGCGCAUGGGUUUUAUGAAUGCAGUGCCGAACAAAUGAUUGGAGUAUGUCGCUGAGUUGCGCAUCCGUUUCGGUGGAGGAUGGGCCAACAGCAGCUUCCGGCGC